This is a messenger RNA of Panicum virgatum (switchgrass), 2495 nucleotides long. Its product is annotated as pentatricopeptide repeat-containing protein At2g41080-like. Gene Ontology annotation, molecular function: zinc ion binding; RNA binding; protein binding. The record is from RefSeq and is a predicted model, not a curated record. Gene Ontology annotation, biological process: RNA modification. The coding region runs from base 141 to 2084 and encodes 647 amino acids. The transcript has 2 exons. NCBI's taxonomy places the organism in Eukaryota, Viridiplantae, Streptophyta, Magnoliopsida, Poales, Poaceae.
CGCGCCGCGGUCCCGGUCCCACCCCCGAAUGGUUGAAUCCAUGGCUUGAUCCGAGUUGCUCCAUCGCCAAACACACCUCCCCAGCUCUCUAUGCUCGCGGCAGCCGCGCCUGCCACCAUCGCGGGCUUGCGCACGAUCGCAUGGCCAGGCCAGCUCUGAAGAAGCUCGGCACCGGACCACCAGGUGCCAAGGAGGAGAUCAUCCGCCUCUGCUCUAGAGGCCGCCUCAAGGAUGCUCUGCACCACCGCUUCCGUGAGGGCCUCUGGUCGGAACCCAGCCUCUUCUCCCACCUCUUUCGGGCCUGCCGCGCGCUUCCGCUCCUCCGCCAGCUUCACGCCUUCGCAGCCACGUCCGGCGCCGCCGCCGACCGGUUCACCGCGAACCACAUCCUCCUAGCCUACGCCGACCUGGGCGAUUUCCGCGCCGCGCGCAACCUGUUCGAGAGAAUCCCGAGCAGGAAUGUCAUGUCCUGGAACAUUCUCAUCGGGGGUUACAUCAAGAACGGUGACCUGGAAACCGCGCGGAAGCUAUUCGACAAAAUGCCCACGAGGAACGUCGCGACGUGGAAUGCCAUGGUCGCCGGGCUCACCAACUCCGGACUUAACGAGGAGAGCUUGGGCUUCUUCCUCGCCAUGCGGAGGGAGGGGAUGCAACUUGACGAGUUUGGCCUCGGGAGCGUGUUCCGGUGCUGUGCUGGGCUCAGGGAUGUUGUGUCCGGGCGGCAGGUCCAUGCAUAUGUUGUGCGGUCUGGACUAGACACGGACAUGUGCGUUGGGAGCUCACUGGCACACAUGUACAUGCGGUGUGGUUUUCUUGAAGAAGGGGAGGCUGUUCUCCGAGUGCUGCCAUCUCUUUCCAUUGUGUCAUGCAAUACCAUAAUUGCUGGAAGAACGCAGAAUGGAGACUCAGAGGGUGCUCUCGAGUUUUUCUGCAUGAUGAGAAGUGUUGGCGUGGAAGCAAAUGCAGUAACAUUCGUGAGUACCAUUACUUCCUGCUCGGACUUGGCAGCUCUUGCACAAGGUCAGCAGGUUCACGCACAGGCUAUCAGAGCUGGAGUCGACAAAGUUGUGCCCGUCAUGUCUUCUCUUGUGCAUAUGUACUCUCGAUGCGGGUGCCUAAGUGACUCAGAAAGAGUUUUCUUUGGGUAUAGUGGUACAGAUCUUGUGCUGUGCAGUGCGAUGAUCUCAGCUUAUGGAUUCCAUGGGCAUGGACAAAAGGCAGUGGAUCUGUUCAAACAGAUGAUGGCUGGAGGGGCAGAACCCAAUGAGAUUACUUUCUUGACCUUGUUAUAUGCAUGCAGCCAUAGUGGUCUGAAAGAUGAAGGCAUGGAUUGUUUUGAGCUUAUGACUAAAACGUAUGGAUUGCAGCCAAGUGUUAAACACUACACUUGUAUUGUGGAUCUUCUUGGACGUUCGGGUCGCCUAGACGAAGCGGAGGCCCUUAUCCUGUCAAUGCCUGUGCGUCCUGAUGGGGUCAUAUGGAAGACACUACUGUCUGCUUGUAAGAUCCAGAAAAAUUUUGACAUGGCUGAGAGGAUAGCAGAACGUGUCAUUGAGUUGGAUCCUCAUGAUUCUGCCUCUUAUGUUCUUCUGUCAAAUAUUCGUGCUACCAGCAGCAGAUGGGAGGACGUCAGUAAGGUAAGAAAAAACAUGAGAAAACAUAAUGUGAGGAAAGAGCCUGGUGUUAGCUGGGUGGAGUUUAAGGGUAAGGUUCACCAAUUCUGCACUGGAGAUAAAUCACAUUCAAGGCAACAAGAGAUUGAUGAAUGCUUGGAAGAAAUGAUUGCCAAAAUCAGGCAAUGUGGGUAUGCACCAGACAUGAGCAUGGUGUUCCAUGAUAUGGAGGAUGAGGAGAAAGAAGUUAGUUUGGCUCACCACAGCGAGAAGUUGGCUAUAGCAUUUGCUUUUCUGAGUUUACCUGAAGGAGUUCCUAUCCGUAUUAUGAAGAAUCUACGCGUGUGUGAUGAUUGUCAUAUAGCUAUUAAGUUGAUGUCUAAGGUAACUGGACGGGAGAUUGUGGUCCGUGAUGUAAGCCGUUUUCACCAUUUCAGAGAUGGAAAAUGCUCUUGUGGUGAUUAUUGGUGAUAGGGGUAGAGUGCCAUGGAAACACCUUUUUACCUCAGUUGAGUCAAGAAGACUUCCAGCUCUAAAUUAUCAACAGGGAUGUAGGAGUAGAUGGACAGGUCAAUCCACAAAUUCACUCAUCCCACAGGACCUGACGUACUGAUGAGCUCUACGAGUUCUGUGAGUUUUAGAACAUGAAAGCAACCCAAUGACAUGAUGUCGCGUUGAGAAGGAGCUCAUCAAGAUCAUUGUAAUAAGGCUACAAACUCUUAUAAACUUGUCCUCCUGUUUUGCAGUGCAUAUGAACAGGGUUUUUGUCCCUAGAAUUCUAAAAGAAAAUGAGUGCAUGGUAUUUCAAAUAAUUCUGCACAUGAAGGUUUGGUUGCUGGUGAGUUAUUAAGGUCCUAAAUACAAUUCCUCUCUUUGGAGCUA